Molecule: messenger RNA, 8282 nt
Organism: Paramuricea clavata
Lineage: Eukaryota; Metazoa; Cnidaria; Anthozoa; Malacalcyonacea; Plexauridae
Source: the annotation of a GenBank genome assembly
GAGAGCAAAUGAUCAAGUGGGUAAAAAAGACGAAACUUCUCGGGAUGGUCAUUGAUGAGAAUCUCAGUUGGAAUGAACAUAUAUCGGAACUAAAACUGAAUUAUGUUAACAAAUUAAAUCUUGUAAAAACAUCAAGGUUUUUGCCGACAAGUGUACUAUUAGAUUUAUACUUUAAAGUCAUUCUUCCAUCCAUUACCUACGCACUGGUUGUCUGGGGCGGAUGUAGUAACAAGGAAAACUUCAAGUCAUUAGAACGCUUGCAUUGUAGAGCUGCAAGAAUUAAAAACAAAUUACCUAGAUACAUGCCAUCGGAAGAUGUGCUUUCCAAAGUCGGUUGGAACACAUUAUUCUUCUACUAUAAGACAGCUAUAUUGAAACUAAUUUGUAAAAUAAUUAAGAAUGUAACACCUAACUAGAUGUCAGACUUGGUAAGCAGACGAGAAUGCAAUUACUCUCUACGAGCCAAAUACCAACUAUCUGCACCCCGCUUCAAUACAAAAACUCUGAAGCUCUCUAUAACGUAUAGAGGUGCAACCUUGUGGAAUGAUAUAAAUCGAAAACAUAGCGAAAUAAACAUUGAUGAAUAUGACAAUGUUAAUGCUUUCGUAAAAAAGGCCAUAAAAACAAUCACCUUCAAAGACUUUGUCUUUUUAUAGACAUAGUUAGUAAAUAGAUAGUAAUUAAUUCUUACAUGUAAUUCAUAACUUUUGUAUAUAUCUCUAAGUGCACGACCCCACAAGCUUAUGCUUUAAAAAUUAUUGUGUUUAAAUAAAGUCAUAUUAUUAUUAUUAAGGCACUAGAAUCUUUCACAGACCAAAUAGAGAUCUUAUCAUAUCCUGCUGCAAUACCAGAACGAAGAGAAUUCACAAUAUUUAUUAUUUCAGGUUCGGUAGUUAAAUCUAAAAAUAUGGAAUCCACAAAUUUAGUUGCCUGUGAGAAAAGAUUUAUACGAAUUAGACAUUCUAGGAAUUGUUUUUGCCAAAUUUGGGCCAAUAUUAGUAAAAUAAUCACAAAAGUAAUUUGCAAUCUCUACUGGAUCAGAAAUAUUUUGAUUGUCAACUGCAAAGUUGGAGGGUAGUUUCCUACGUCGUCGUUUCUUAUUUACUACUUCGCUUAAGAUCUUCCAAGUAUUUUUGGUAUUUGAUUUAGCAUUCUCAAGUUUUCCUUCAUAAUAUUUACGUUUGGCAAUCCGUAACAAAUGGUUAAGUUUAUUCCUAAAUUUUUUGUAGACAUUCUCAUUAAUCGGACACGGAAUACUCAAAUAUUUUUUAAACAAUUUGUUUUUCCUUUUUAUAGACUUCAAAAGACCUUUCGAUAACCAAGGCUUUCUGAAGCCAUACUUGAAAGCAUUUACUUUUUUCAAUGGAAAACAAUAAUUAAAUGUUUCGGUAAAUUUAUUCAAAAAACUACCAUAUGCAUGUUUAGGGUCAUUAUAUUCCGGAAGAUCAGACCAAACUAUAUUUCGUAAUUUGUCAUGAAAUUUAGCAAUGUUUGUUUUGUUUUUGUCACGGUAAACGACAUACGCCUCCUUAUCAACAGAGGUGCAUUGGUCAUAAAGAACACAACAUAGUGGUAGGUGAUCGGAUAUAUCUGUGAAUAAUAAACCACUAAAACAGUAACUCUCAAGGUGAUUUGUAAAUAUGUUGUCAAUAAGCGUGGCUGUGUAAGAGGUUAUUCUAGUAGGGCACGUUAUCAAAGGGAAAAACAUAUUACAGUACAUUAUAUCCAGAAAUUCAUUUGUAUAUUUAUGACAAUGAUAGUUCAUUAAGUUUAAGUUAAAAUCACCCAUCAAAUAACAAACCUUAUUUUCUUUAGAUAUAUUUGUCAUUAAAAUCUCAGUACAUUUAACAAAUUCACCCACACUCUGGUUUGGAGGGUUAUAAAUAACACCCUCAAUAAUGUUUUUCCCCUUGGGACGACAGAUUUCUAUAAAGAAUGAUUCUAUACAUGGGUCAUCAAAAGUUAUAUCAUUACAAUGCUUAAAAUCUAACUCAGAAGCUAAGUAAAUACCGACACCUCCACCGGUUCUAUGACUACGACGAUUGUGCACAAAAUUAUAACCGUCUAUAUCACAAGUGUGUUGUGAGUUAGAUAACCAUGUUUCUGAGAUGCCAAUAACAGAAAACCUAUUAUCAAUAUUAGCAAGCAAAUUUGUCAAAUUACUAAAAUUACGAGUGAGGCUACGCAUAUUUAAAUGAAGAAAAGAUAAACAAUGCGAAUUAGUAGGUGUUAUAAUACUUGUUAUCAUCAUCUCAUUAAAUUUCUGUUCUGUGUAAUAAUCGCAUUUGAACUCAUUCGUAUAGAAAUUAGAAUCAGGGUCCAAAUCGUUAGAGAGGGCUAAACUUUUGUGACAACCAGAUAAUAAAGGAUUAAAUAUAAUAUUUAAACAAUCUACGUCAAAGUUUAUUGGACCAUUGUUAAGUUCGUACAAAACUAAUUGAAACUUGUCAUCGUCUAGGUGACUAAAUGGUAGAAUAUUAACGAAUUCGAGACAACACAAAUUAAAUAAAACUUAACUGAAUGUAGGAUCUAUUCGUUUUAGUGCUUGUUGGUAAUCAACUUUGAAGCGUUCGAACAAUUUUAACGUCGUGAAAGCCCAAACGCAGGAAGAUUGGUUUUCGUCUUUUUGUAGAAAGACUUUUUUUUAAAUAAUUCUCCCUCUUGAAUGAUUUAACUGUUUUCAACAACUCCCUGCAUUUCUGUGUGAGACUUUCAUUGAUGUAUAACUUUGAGUCUUGCUGGAAACCAAGAUCUCGAGCGUUUUUAAACCUGAGAUUAUGCUUCAGAUUAAAAAUUUUGUUUCGAACAUCGCGACGUGUCAAAUAAUCGCCGUAAUACGUCCGGGCGAAGCGGGAAGCCGAUGGCUGAUAGAGAUAUCACGAUCGUCCAAAUUAAUUUCGGAAUCGACCAAUUCGACAACAUGUCUCACAAUGCUAUUAGUAUCUUUGUCUGCACUCACAGGGACACCAUGAAUUUCAAUAAUAUCUCUCCGCAAGUACUGUUUCAGGUUCUCCAUAUCAGUCUCCACGGUUGUAACCUGGCCUUCUAGUGAGGCAACGCGUAAUUCUGGUGAAGGUUUUUUUUUAUUUGGGAAUCUUAAAGGAUGCGUGAAAAAUUUAUAUUUUUAUAACAGUGGAAAUACUAUAACUGUACGAUGAAGGCCCUGUAGACUACAGUAAUUAAAUAAAUAACUCUGUGGUAAUAUAUAACAAUAACAUUGUGCAAUUCAGUAUAUUUGUGCACACCUUCCUUGUAUUGGUUUUAAUUUCAUUAUUACAUAAUCGAUUUACUCUGAUGCCCCUGCAGUGAUUUGAUUUCCACCAGACAAUAUAAGUGGAUGCUUUCGCUUUGAACAACUUGUGUUGUAGACAAAAUGUCCAGUGUUAAUGAUUUGCCAGUGCAAAUGUGCCAGUGCAAAUGCAUGUUAUUUUUCUUCUUCCAUUUAUACUCCAACUCCGGACAAUUUUUGUAUUGGGUAUAAUUAAGUAAAGUGCACACCCCAAGGACAAAUGAUGUUACUGAUUUAAAUCCCACUUCAUUGGAUUUUAAAACAGGAGAGGCUAGCUGUAGACAUCUGGAAAACAUAUUAGUUGAAGCGAUUGUUAAUUAAUUGUGGAAUACAGUUAAUUAGGAGGGGGACAUUGGGAUUUACGGUAUGGCGGUAUUAGCUUAAUUUUCUUACGGUAUUUCGGUAUUUUCCUUGACAAAUUGCGGUAUUGGAAAUCUUGCAGUUCACAAAAGUUUGGACUCAAAAACUGCGGUAAUUGACAAAAUUUGAUUGCAGUAUUAUGGUAUUGAAUAGCCCCCAAUGCCCCCCCUCAAUUAGUACAUAUCAUUUGAAUUGAUAAAUUAUAUCCUGUCAAUUAAUACUUUUUGAGAAUUUAAAUGGUACAGUAUUGUGUGGCUGUGCACUGUGGUGAGUUUUGCCAAAAGUGGUUGCCUUGUACAAAUUUCAAAAAAUGUUAAUUUUUUCAAGUAGACAAGUAUGAGAUGGCAAUGUUUUGAUCACAGAUAAUUAUGACCAAAUAACUAUUAAAUGGGGACAAGUAUGUUCAACAAAAAAAAUAUAAUGGGCAGUUAGGCUGUUCUUUCAAGUUUAUCACCAACAGGCCAGUUCUAGGUUGAGCUGGCUGAGUUCAGAGCUGUAAACAGCUGAUUAGGCAUGCAGAGCUGAAUUAAACAGGGUUUACAAACCACUACCUUAUAAUUGUGAGCAUGCACUAACUUAUUGUGCACAAUCUCCAAUUCAAAUAAACAAUAGCAUUUUAACACAUGCAUGCAAUUAUGUGAGAUACAGAUAAUUAAGGACAUUAAUAUUCACUAAUAAUUAAUAUUUACAGUACAUAAAUCUGUUUAAACCGGCUGAAUUGAGUGUUCACAUAGUCACAAUGGACGAGUUAGGUACAUGAGACUGCAACUGCUCUGCACUUUUUAUCAGUUGUACUCAUAAUCUUUUAUUCUCUGUCUAUAUACCUGUAUUGAGUAUCGAAUUGUUAGAAGAAGAAAGUAUCUCAGUUUAAAUAACAAAGUAAACCAUGCAUUAAUUGUUAACUUCAAUCUGUUACUUCAGCAUUUCUAUAAAUUAUUAUUCUUUGAAAUAACUGGUGCCCAAGUGAACAAUCCAAGCCCAUGUAGUGAGGGAAUUUUUGUUUCCUUUUUCAACAAAUUACAACAAUGUGAACAUUUGUUUUGGAGUUUAACAUGGGAAAGUGUCGAGUCCUUUCUAAAAUAUUGAAUAUUGAUGUGCGGUCUGAACCAAAGGGAUGGAAUGGUAUUUGAUUAUAAUAUUCGUUUCAUAUCAGAUGAGAAUUCAUUUUCGUUGAGUUGCGCAUGUUAACUAAUAUUACCUGUUCAGUAGAAAAACCUUUCUUAAAUCCAAAUUGAUAUUCAUAUAUUACUUUUUUUUAGUUAGAAAAAGUUCUAAUUGAUCAUAAACUGUGAGAAACUAUCAGGGCCCAGUGUUCCACAUCUACUUGAAAAAUGCCUAAGUGCUCAUCCAAAUGUCAGUGAUGUCAAACCCUAAACUAAUUCCAGAUGUACAGCAUGUGUCAUGCAACAAGAGAAUAGAGCAAUGUAAGCCUUUUUCGACAAUCUUAAAUAGCUAAAUUAGUAAACCUGUGUUUGCUCUGGACAAAAUUAAUGGUUUAUGAGGAAAAUCAUUAAAUCUGAAUUUCCAAGUCUUCCUAUGCACCUAAGUAUGCCAUUUUCAUCUUCAAUUAUAUUUAACAUCCCUCUAAGCUGAUCAAAAUUACCCUGUUCGUGUAACUCUGUUUGUGCUGCUUCAACCCACACAUUUUCAGCAUUAAUAACUUUCCCAUCUGUCAAUGCAUUGUCAUCAUGCUGUGAUGUUCCUCUUCAGCCUAAGUCUGCUGGAUAUUCUGUGUUUUUGUACCCCCAAUCAUUUUUGUGUGUUAAUUUUAAAAUUUCACCAACGUGGUGACAAACAAAUUGUUUCCACUCCCCCCUGUUUUCAAUACAAACACAGGGCUGUUUUACUGUCUAACCUAUGUUUCAAUGCACUUGCAUUCCAUAGCUUUCAUUACACUAUCCAUUAAUUCAGCUAGAAUUUUUGCAUUCACAGCUAAAUAUCCCGGCUGCACCACUCUACCAUGCACAAUAGAUUAGUAGUUAAAGACAUAAUAUAUUAAAAUCUGGCAGACCAGUCACAUUGAGAACAUGUAUGUGUGUAGCCACAUAAACCGACAAAAAUGCUGCGAUUUUUUAAUUUAAUGGUGUAUUACUGCUUGAACAUUCUUAAUACAAACUUGAUUGCUCACCUUGUUAAUACGUAGCAUGAGAGACCAGCCGAGUCACUUCAUUUGGUCUUGAGGAAACGUCAGAUGAUGAAUGCAAUGAAGAAGGCAAUGAUGAAGAUAAUGAAGAAGGCAAUGAUGAAUAUAAUCAAGAAGACAAUGAUGAAUGCAAUGAUGAAGGCAACAAAGAAUUCAAUGAUGAAGGUAACAAAGAAGGCAAUGGUGAAGCUAAUGAAGAAGGCAAUGAAUGAUGAAGUUAAUGGAGAAGGGAAUGAUGAACGUAAUGAAGAAGGCAACAACAAAGACAAAAGCUCCAAAUCCUUUUGCUGCCAAAGAACAAAUUUUCAAUAUAAUGAAUUCUGCUCCAGCAGGGUCGGAUCCAGACCCCAAAACUGACUGUUGCUCCUGAACCUCGCUUGACUAGGGAGGACUGGCGGCAUGCUCCCCCAAACAAAUUUUGAAAUUUGAAUCGUGGAAACACCAUUUCCUGGAUUCUGAGCAGCACAUUUCCUCUUCAAUUUCGGUCCUCAACAUAUAUGGACGGUGAAGCAUGGCCAUCACCAGCAUGGCCGUCAUUUGCUUUUGGUGGUUAUGAUAUUAAAUAUCAACAGUUUGGGCAGGAUAGUAUGUUUGAAUUGUAAACAAAUUAUCGUCACUAAAGUAAACAUCAUCAAGCUGAAUUCAUAAUUAUGCACAUUAUGCAUUGCUUCUUCAAUCACUGCUGCUGUAUGAUCAUAUUUCAAAAACUGACAUGGCAGGGCAGUAUGAGACAAGCACUUUGCAAAGGCAAUUUUAAGCCAAGUGAAUGCUCCAUUCUCAACAGGUGUGUGAAAAAUAAGUAGACAAUUUUGAAACGGCUCUCAAUUUCACAAAUCCGCUCAUCAGUAGCCUGCUCACAGGCUCUUAAAUGAGAGCCUGCGACUUUUAUUGAUAUUUUUUCAAUAUGCCCCCUCGUUUUUUCCCUAAACAUGUUCUAAUAUUUAAAAUAUAGUGCCGUUUGUAUAUUGCUGUCCCGUUCAUACAUUGCCGUUUGAAAUUAUUAUGCUGCUAUAUUACAGACACGUAAAUUUUAUUCUUUAUAUUAAAUGUAUUCACAUUUUAAUAUAAAGAAUAAAAAUUUUUUUCCAAAAUAUAACUGUAAGAUUUAAGGAAACGUAUUUAGGUUUUGAACCAACACUAUUUAUUAAAAGUAUCGAACAAUAGCAGGCUAAAAACAACAGCAAACAGUUCUUACAGGUGAAGUGUAACAACUAUUUGUAUAGUUUUAAAUGUUUACAUUAAUAGCGUGAAGUCUGUCAAUUGCUCAAUAAUACAACUCAAUAGACAAUUUGAUAUACUCUAAGGGGCUAACAGCAGCAACAAAGAAAUUCUCAAUCGUACCAUGAAGAAGGCGAUGUACUAAGCUUGGAAAACAACGCCGGUAGGACUGAAUAUUAAAAAUAAGACUUUUGCCGGCGAAGCCAGUUGUCAGGACAUCUUGGCUGUCAACAACAAGCUUUCGAAUACUUCACUAGUUUGGCUGUUCUUUCGGCGUCGUAUGUCCAAAAUUCGUCAAAGAUUUUGAUAAAGCCCUUUCAAAAUACUGUUUGUUUGAUUUAUUUUCUGCCAUAUAGCAUAAAAGAAAAGAAAUUCGAAGAAAUCGAUAAUGGAAUUUGUUACAUGCAUUUGACCUUUAUAUUAAUUGUUGCCUUGAGCCCUUGACUUGACCGAGCUAUUUUUAAAACUGUUGUUUAUGUGAACUUGCAACCAAUCAAAAUCUUUCAUGAUGCGGAUCAACCAAUCAGAUUUCCCGUCCACCAGAUGGACGGGAAUCCCACAGUUUAGACAGGUUUUGUGUCAGGCCCUAUUCUGUGAUUAGGGCCUGAACUUCAGGUUAGGGCGGACUUGAGGACUUCGGUCAUGCAAAGACUACGCACACAACUAUCAGUGCAGAAUUUGAAGGUGUAAAUUCAAAUUGGCCAGGUGUUCUACUAUAAACCUUUUCCAAAGAAGUACAAGGCAAAAACUUCGACGUAUGCCUUGCUGAUCUUUGCAGAGAAAGUAAAAUAAGUAUAGUUCAGGCUGACAAUUUAUCUAACCGGGUUUAAUAGAAUGGAAUAGAAACUUUAUUUCACGACGAAAACGUAUUAACCAUAAAAAAUAAAUUUGAUAUUUACAGGCAUAAAAAGUAUUAAAGAUUACGACUAUAUACAUAUCAGAAAAAAAAAUUAGUAUAAAUGAAUACAAUUACAAUUUAGUAAAUAUUUACAAUUUAUACGUUUGCUUGAUCACUUGCGGCAGAAAGCUUCAAGACUUUUGUGUGUUUUCAAAAGAAUUAUUACCAACAUUGAACAAGCCCAGCGAGAUGUUCAUCGAGACACAGGCAGUGAAUCAUUUUAAAGCAAUUGAUCAUCAAAUAUGCCUUCAGUCGACUUUUCAUCUAACAUUUCUCCCAAAUACUUCGCUGACAACCCCAGGCUUUCCGCCUCAACAAUCUGGUCUUGAAUAAGCCCAGACAAUGGGCAAAUUAUUAAAACAGAUGCCGUCGAG